This is a messenger RNA of Sesamum indicum (sesame), 1610 nucleotides long. RefSeq names its product GDP-mannose 4,6 dehydratase 1. Gene Ontology annotation, biological process: 'de novo' GDP-L-fucose biosynthetic process. Gene Ontology annotation, molecular function: GDP-mannose 4,6-dehydratase activity. NCBI's taxonomy places the organism in Eukaryota, Viridiplantae, Streptophyta, Magnoliopsida, Lamiales, Pedaliaceae. The record is from RefSeq and is a predicted model, not a curated record.
AGUAAAACAAGAAAAACUGGGCCUAUGCUUCCCCCACUCCGACUCCCCACCCAUUCUCCCCGUCAAUAAAUUUCCAGUCCAUUUCCCCAAUUUCCAACAUUUACACCUCCACUCCUCCGUUCCCUCCAGUUUCUCCCAAUGGCCACCGCCGCCGCCAACAAUGACUCCACCACCUCCAGAUCUGAAUCUGAUACCGCCGCCGUAAAUGGCACCCAGAACCCACCCCGCACUCUCCAACCCGCCCGCAAGAUCGCCCUGAUCACCGGCAUCACGGGCCAAGACGGCUCCUAUCUCACCGAAUUCUUGCUAAACAAAGGCUACGAGGUCCACGGCCUCAUCCGUCGAUCCUCCAACUUCAACACUCAGCGCAUUAAUCACAUCUAUAUCGACCCCCACAACGCCCACAAGGCCCGGAUGAAGCUCCACUACGCCGAUCUCACCGACGCUUCCUCCCUCCGCCGUUGGCUGGAUACCAUUCAACCCGACGAGGUUUAUAACCUCGCCGCCCAGUCCCAUGUCGCUGUCUCCUUCGAGAUCCCUGAUUACACCGCCGACGUCGUCGCCACCGGCGCCCUCCGCCUCCUAGAGGCUGUUCGCUCCCACGUUUCCGCCUCUGGCCGCUCCCACAUAAAAUACUACCAGGCCGGAUCAUCCGAGAUGUUCGGAUCGACGCCCCCGCCCCAGUCCGAGACCACCCCCUUCCACCCUCGCUCGCCGUACGCCGUCUCCAAAUGCGCUGCCCAUUGGUACACUGUAAAUUACCGCGAGGCCUACGGCCUUUUCGCCUGCAACGGGAUUUUGUUUAACCAUGAGUCCCCUCGUAGAGGUGAGAAUUUCGUGACCCGGAAGAUAACCCGGGCUGUGGGUCGGAUCAAGAUCGGGCUCCAGAGCAAGCUAUUCCUGGGGAAUUUGCAGGCAUCCAGGGACUGGGGUUUCGCGGGGGACUACGUGGAGGCAAUGUGGUUGAUGCUGCAGCAGGAGAAGCCGGACGAUUAUGUGGUGGCGACAGAGGAUUCGCACACUGUGGAGGAGUUCUUGGCAGUGGCGUUCGGGUACGUGGGGCUGAAUUGGAGGGAUCAUGUAGUGAUUGAUAAGCGUUAUUUCAGGCCGGCAGAGGUGGAUAAUCUGAAAGGAGACGCAAGCAAGGCGAAGAAAGUGCUGGGCUGGAAACCGAGAGUCGGGUUUGAGCAACUGGUGAAGAUGAUGGUGGAUGAGGAUAUUGAACUGGCCAAGAGGGAAAAGGUGCUUGUUGAUGCAGGCUAUAUGGACGCCCAGCAGCAGCCCUGAAGAAAUUUUCAUGCCGUUUUGAGUGAUCGUUUGAGUACUUUGAAAAUUAAUUCCUUUCCCCUAUUUGAUGAAACUUGAUUCAAUUAUUAGUAAUGGGAGCUUGAUCCUAUAACAAGAAUUUGAGUCUAUAGAAGCAGUAAAGAAUGUGGUGGUUUUUCAAUCACAUUGGUUGAUAGUAUUGUGGUAGUCUUUUUUGUUAAAGUAUAGUAUAUAAUUUCAGAUCAAGGAUUUUAUGUACUUUAUGAGUUGUAGUUCUUGGGAUCUUGAGCCGUCCCAUUGAUUUCAAUCUACUCAAAUUUCCAGGGUUUUGAAAUGCCCUUUGA